AUGACACAAGAUUCUUCCAUGCCAAUCGAUCUCCGAGAACGUGCAAUCGCGUUUCUGGAAAACUUGACAACAAAACGCGACCUCCCGGGAGCAGCCAGGUUAAUGCAUGAUGCGCUGACCCUGCAACAUAACGACCUUCCGUCCAUGACCAAGGCCGAGUUUGUGGAGUUUUGGCCCAGCGUGUUAGACAAGAGUCCCAACGUGCAUGUUGCCAUCAAAGAUGUCAUUUGUCAAGGGAAUCGAGUCUGGGUAUUUUCCUGCGUCACGGGAAGACUGAACGAGGGGCCCCUGGACGAUGUCCAUAUGCUGUCGUUCGCUGAGGAUGGCACUAUUCUCCGAAGUCACGGAAUACAAAGGCAGAAAGUGGAAGGGGGUCAUUAG
Penicillium alfredii is the source of this 381-nucleotide messenger RNA. RefSeq names its product nuclear transport factor 2 family protein. Lineage: Eukaryota; Fungi; Ascomycota; Eurotiomycetes; Eurotiales; Aspergillaceae. The coding region runs from base 1 to 381 and encodes 126 amino acids. The record is from RefSeq and is a predicted model, not a curated record. The transcript has a single exon.